AUGGAAUGUGAUAAGGGAUGGAUGAGUUGUAGCCGUAGAUCUUCUCAAUACAUACGAGGUGUAGGGUUAUUCAUAGAGUUUGUGCAUAAAUAUGGUGGCGAUAGUUUAUUAUUCUUAUGCUCUUGUAGACGUUGCAAGAAUAGUAAAGGAUUAGAGCCGCUUAGUGAAAUUUCAUUUCAUUUACUAAGACAUGGUAUUGAUUUGACAUAUACGGUGUGGCGUUUUCAUGGGGAAAUCUCAGUAGCAGCUGAGAGGGUUGGAGGAGUAGAUGUAGGAGGAGAUGUUUCUGCUAAUUUAGGAGGAGAUGUAGCUAACAAUGUAGGAGGAGAUGUAGCAUCUGAUCAUAUAGUCCAACAUGAUGUAGAAGGUGUAGAUGAGAAUGGUGGAUUACAUGAUACUAUUCAUUAUCCUGCUGAAACUAUCCGCAGUAGGAAGCGUAAAUAUGCAUAUGACCGUGCUAGGGCACCAUUGUACAAUUCAUGUCCAUCAGGAAAGACAACACUGAGUGCUGCUAUAAAAUUGAAUGACAUUAAGACCCAGUAUGGGUUUUCAGACAACGAUGUAACUGCACUUUUAGAAAUGAUGAAGGAGUUGAUUCCCGAAGAAAAUAGAUUCCCAGCUAAGUACCCUGAACUGAAAAAGAUGAUCCAAGAAUUAGGAAUGGAUUAUAUAACUUACGAUGCAUGCAUAAAUGACUGCAUUUUGUAUUGGAAGGAUAGAAGUGAAAUGGUUAGGUGUCCUUUUUGUAAUGAACCUAGGUAUAAGAAAGUUUUCAAUGAGGAGAGAAAACUUACUAAAGUUGCUCAAAAACUUUAA
Molecule: messenger RNA, 816 nt
Organism: Papaver somniferum (opium poppy)
Lineage: Eukaryota; Viridiplantae; Streptophyta; Magnoliopsida; Ranunculales; Papaveraceae
Exons: 2
Coding region: 1-816 (271 amino acids)
Source: RefSeq, a predicted model, not a curated record